This is a messenger RNA of Ambispora leptoticha, 272 nucleotides long. The record is from the annotation of a GenBank genome assembly. Lineage: Eukaryota; Fungi; Glomeromycota; Glomeromycetes; Archaeosporales; Ambisporaceae.
AUGGAUGUAAUGGACGUGGACCCACUGAGCCUCUUUAAAUUUACUAGGAAAUACGAUCGAGUCUAUCAAGAAGCAACUGACAAGGAGGUCGAAGAUGCAUACGAAGCAUAUAAAGAAUUUUUUUAUAAAUACCAUCAAGACAACCCUGGAACAACCACGGAUUGUUAUAAGGAAUAUCUUAAAACUCUUGAUAAACAAGGUAAACAACACGUUUAUUGGAUAGAGGAGCAACGGGGAGAAGAGUUUGAAUACUGGUUUUAUGCUCAAUUGGG